Sipha flava (yellow sugarcane aphid) is the source of this 1632-nucleotide messenger RNA. Its product is annotated as peroxisome biogenesis factor 10-like. Bases 686 to 1543 code for a protein of 285 amino acids. Gene Ontology annotation, biological process: protein import into peroxisome matrix. The transcript has 4 exons. The record is from RefSeq and is a predicted model, not a curated record. Gene Ontology annotation, cellular component: peroxisomal membrane. NCBI's taxonomy places the organism in Eukaryota, Metazoa, Arthropoda, Insecta, Hemiptera, Aphididae. Gene Ontology annotation, molecular function: zinc ion binding.
CCGGCAUACAAAUUCACAGUGAAGAAACUAAAAAAAUAUUGAAGGAGCGACUAUCACGUGCGAGAAAGGUUAUAGAGGAUGCUUAGGUCAGCUAUCACAAAGACGCUUAAAAUCAUUACCGGUAAAUGCGGAUAAAAUAAUAUUCACUAAGUGUAUUUUACAUAAAUUUGUAAAAAGUGAUAAUGAAAAUCAAUUUGUAUCAUCAAUGUCCAAAUAACUACCUAGACACAUAACAAAAAUUUCUAAUCAAGGAAGAGGCGCACCACAAGUAGCAUUCGAAGUGAGGGAAAAUUUCAAACAAUUUUUUAAUUUACCUGCAGGUCAAAUGCAUUGGAACUAAUCAACUUGGUAUUUUUCUUUAUUAUUAAUGGAGUUACCGAGUUCAAUAACUCAAAACAGACCGUUGGUCACGGUGACAGGUCGCACCUUAGAAAACGCAUACUAAAUUUUGUACGUUAACAACGAAAUUGAUAAGUUUUAUCACUUGUUUCUGCGAUUUGUGCUAGCGGUUUCAAAUUUACUAUCGAUAAAAAAAUAAACUUAAUAUUUAUUAAUGUGUAAUAUCUUUAAAUAAUUCGAUAUUUUUUCUUGAACCACUUGAUUCAUCCACUAGAAUUAUGAUUUUAAUUUAAAGUGAUGAUUAUCAACCUAUUGAGAUUAUAAGAUAGGUACUUAAGACACCAACAUGUCAGUGUUCAAUUUUAGUGGGCCAGCAGAGAUAUUGAGAGCCGAACAAAAAGAUGAUGAGUCAUGUGAACGAAUCAAUCGAUACCUGUCUGAAUUCCUGCUCAAGUUCAAAGGACAUAUAUUUAUUAACAAAAACAAACAAUACAUAUUUUGUGCAUCACAAGUCUUGUAUUAUGCGCUUACAACGCUUUCCAAGCUUCAGACAUUAGGGGAAGAAUACACCAAAAUCGUUCAAGUCAGGAAAACUGGAAAACAUGUACCUGGGUUUUUGGAAAGUGCUGGUAUGAUAUUGGUCCAUGUAUUUGGAGACCAACUUAUCAUAUUAGCCUUAGAUCGUUUUAUUAAUUAUAUUCAAGAUAGUCAAUCGAUUACUCUUCAAGCCAAGAAUCAAAUUGUACAUUUUAUGACUACUAUUAAAUCUCUAGUUCCAUUGUUUCAAAGUCUCAAUAAAGUAUUAUUCUACUGGAAUGGUUCUUUUUACACAUGGGCCAAACGAUAUUUCAAUAUAAGAUAUAUUUAUGCAAUCCCAUGGUAUCACCCCAAGCGAUCAAUGCAUGUCUUCAAAAUUCUUAGUGUGUUGACUGCCACUCAUCUGAGUAUACUUAUGUUUAUAACUCUGUUUAAUAGUCGAAAAAUACAAAACAAUGUUGAAGAUCAUUCUAAGAAACCAAUAUUAUCAAGUAGUAGCAAGUGUUGUCUUUGUUUAGAACCGAGGAAGAACACUUCGCUUACAUUUUGUGGACAUCUGUUCUGUUGGUAUUGUAUACACUCAUGGUUACAGACAAAUAGUUUUUGUCCAAUAUGCCGCAAAACAUUAAAUCCUAGAAAAGUCAUACCACUACAAAAUUUUACUUAAGGAUCUGUGAACAAGGUUAAGGUAUUAAAUUAUAACUAUGUAUUAACGUGGAUAGGGAUAAUUGUUUCAAAUAUUGUGAUAUUAUUAGU